UAGAGUGCAGGGCGUCCUCGUGGCUCUCUGCAGCCUCCAACUGCCGGGCUCAAGCGAUCCUCCCGCCUCGGCCUCCCGCAGCGCUGGAAUUACCCGCCUGAGCCGCCGCGCCCCGCCCGCCUACGGCUUCUGAUCCACUUUGUAGUCUGACUCUCGGGGCUGGGGACAAGAGUGCUCCCUAACGCCAUGGGAUUGGCCCCGGCACGGCGAGCCCCAAGACCCAGUCUCGAGCUGGGAGCCAGGUCACUGCUCUGGGUCAAGACCGUGGUCGUCGUAGGUGUCCUGCUGUCGGUCUCAGCUGACUCUGUCACCAAAAACCAGGACAGGGCUCCCCAGCAGAUGACUGCCCUCCAGCAACGGAGGCACAGCCCCAAGGAGGGUUUGUGUCCACCAGGAACCCACAUAUUAGAAGGUAGAGAUUGUCGCUCCUGCAGCUAUGGAGUGGACUACACCACUCAUUGGAAUGCCCUGUCUUCCUGCUUGCCCUGCACAGUUUGUAAUUCAGAUGAAGAGCCAAGAAGUAACUGCACCACGACCAGAAACAGAGAGUGUCAGUGCAAACCAGGCACUUUCCGAGGAGAAGAUUCCCCUGAGUUCUGCCAGAAAUGCCAAACUAGGUGCCCAGAUGGGAUGGUCGAGGACAGGCCUUGUACCCCCUGGAGUGACCUUGUGUGCGUCCACAAAGGAUCAGGCAGUGGGCUCCUCGCAAUGCAGAUUGUAUUCGGGGCUGUGGUUGUCUUGCUCCUGGUGGUCGUGGUGGUGACACUUCUUUGCCGGAAGCACAACUGCUCAGGUUGUGACCAGGACCCCAAAUUCGUGGGCAGAGUCUUUUCCUGGUGCUGGAGUUCCCCACGAGGGCCUGGGGCUGAGGACAAUGUCAAAAACGAGAUGCUGAACAACAGAGACUUGCGGCCCACCCCAGUCUCUGAGAAGAAAAUGGAAAUGGAAAGCCAGGAGCCAGCAGAUCUCAGAGGUGUCACCAUACUGUCCCCAAGGGAGGCAGAGCAUCUGGGCCCCACGGAAGCUGAAGGGUCUCAGAGGAGGAGGCUGCUGGUUCCAGCAAAUGGCGCUGACCCCAUUGACACUCUGAGGCUGUUCUUCGACUACUUUCCAGACAUCGUGCCCUAUGAGUCCUGGAAUCCACUCAUGAGACUUAUGGGCCUGACAGACAAUGAUAUCCACGUGGCCAGAGCGUGUGCCUCAAGCCCAAAAGACGCCUUGUACGAAAUGCUAGUGAAAUGGGUCAGCAGGACGGGGCGGGAGGCCUCGGUGCACACCCUGCUGGAGGCCCUGGACGCGCUGGGAGAAAGGUGCACAAAGGAGACCAUUGAGGACCACCUAGUGGGCUCCGGGAAGUUCAUCUAUCUAGACGACAGGGCAGGCUCUGCUGUGUCCUGAGUGUGAAAGAAUCUCUGUAGGACUCCAGAGCUUCCCUAGUUUACCUUUUUUUCCUAGAAAAAGAAUCACAAUUGGACAUCAGCCUUUAGGAAAUAGGCAAAAAUUUCAUAUGACUGAUACUUGAAGAAACUCUGACAUGUACUAUCAUCCAGCAGAUGAAACAUCCUACAACUUUUUCUGUAGACUUGGAGUACAAAUGUUAGGUAGAUAGUGAGGGAUUCCAGGUCUCCCAGGGAUGAAAGUGGGUGCUGUUGCCUUGGUGUAAUUGCCCCACCUGAGAGGAAGGACAAACGUGGGCUCCAGGCCCCCAUCUUGAUGCUGCCCCACCCUAAUCCUCUCCCCAGCAACUGCCAUACCUGGGGGAGGAGGGAAUCCCCUACAAAUCUGCCAAUCAAUUUAGUGCACCAGCUGCAAAAGAUUGCAGAGGACUGUCUAGCCCAUGGGCCAAGCAGUAUUAAGUACCACAGUGUCUGGAAAUUGAGCUAGAACAACCCACAGGCAUAAUCUAAGACUCACGUCAUUGACACUGGGGAGCAAAAGGAAGAUCAAAAGGAGGAGAAACAGUAGUAAAUUUUGGAGCCAAAAAGACAACAUGAAGCUUAGGAGUAUAAAAAAAAAGAAAUAAGACUCAGGUCAUGCAACUCCCAAAUGUCCACUCAUAGUGGUUCCAUGGUGACGUCUGAGCCAUAGGGAGGUCCCAAUCCGGGCACUAUAAAACAAGUUGUAGACCGUAACCAGGACCUGUUGUCUCCUUCAUUUUGCUCACCCUUUGCCGUGACAGUGGGUCUGUGGUCAUCAUCUGUGGCGUAUGUACCAUGCUCUGUAAACCUAUAUCUUGCUCUCGCUCUAUAAUGCUAUCUUUCUCUCCUUUUUUCAUGCUUGCCUUACUUUGGUGCAUCUGGUCAUUCUUUGGCCGUGAGCAUGUCAAGAACUGACAUGCUCCAUUUAAGUAAAAUUCUAUGUUUGUGGGUGUAUUGAAUGUGUAUUGUUUAGGAUGUCAUUCUUUUUCUGUUCACACUUUUUUAUCCCACUUUUUACUUGUGUUUGUUAUAUUGUAAGAUCCAUCCGUCUUAGUAUGUGAGCAUUUACUUAUGUCCAAGUAUUGUAAGAAAUACAAAGGAAAAAGAAGAAGAAAAAUCCUUCCUGUGUAAGUUCUCACCAUUUGGGCUCUAGUUCUCCCUGCCGUGUACUUUGAUCCCACUGGGCUUGGAGGACUGACAACUUCUAAAGGGCCAGUCUUUUAAACUUGGCGAUUUUAUAGGCAUGUGAAUAUUUAUUUAUUUAUUUAUAGGUAGAUGUUCAUAAGUGAGUAGGUACUAGAGGAGAACUGUCUCAGCCCCUCGCCCCUUUCUCUGAGGACUUCCCUGAAGAUGUUUGUAGAGUAUUAGCCUUAUCAUUGUUUGUUAUGCUUAGUCUUUUAAGGUAAACUUUGUGACAACAUGAAAUUGUUGGGGUUUGUUUGUUGGGUGGUUGGUUUGGUUUAGUUUAAUACACAGGCCAAACAAUACAGUGACACAUGACAGGCACUUAGCACGGUAUUUCCUUAGUGUUGGGUAUCGUUUGGUGCUCCUGUUCCGUGGAAAGUCCCUGUUGGAAUCUGUGCUAGUACUGUUAAGCAACACGACGAAGGCAGUUAGAUAUGAAAUAUUCACGUAUUUAUGAAUUGAUGACCAAAUUAAAUGUGAAACCUUAUAUAAAAA
Molecule: messenger RNA, 3098 nt
Organism: Lemur catta (Ring-tailed lemur)
Lineage: Eukaryota; Metazoa; Chordata; Mammalia; Primates; Lemuridae
Product: tumor necrosis factor receptor superfamily member 10A-like
Exons: 10
Coding region: 187-1398 (403 amino acids)
Biological process (GO): TRAIL-activated apoptotic signaling pathway; positive regulation of apoptotic process
Cellular component (GO): plasma membrane; cell surface
Molecular function (GO): TRAIL binding
Source: RefSeq, a predicted model, not a curated record